Cylindrotheca closterium is the source of this 1467-nucleotide messenger RNA. The record is from the annotation of a GenBank genome assembly. NCBI's taxonomy places the organism in Eukaryota, Bacillariophyta, Bacillariophyceae, Bacillariales, Bacillariaceae.
AUGCUCAAACCAAUCCCUAGUCUAGUCUUGAUCACUUCCAUAAUAUGUAUUUCUAUAUCAAGAGCUUGGGCUUUGACUGCUCCAUCCUCACAGGAGAAUUCUCGUAAUGGAAUCCAGUGCAAUGACUUGAAACCCAACUCGAAAGACAGCUCUCACAGCGGCGACAGGAGAUCAUUUUUGUCCCAAGUCUCCUUAACAACGAGUGCCAUUGCGACUGCAACGAUUGCCCCAUCCCAAGCAAACGCGGUCAUCACUGAAGACAGCAACUGGCCUCUUUGGACCGCCUUGCCCGUGGCACCCUUUAAUCGACGACGAACGAUUCGUUAUGAGGUCGGUCCCGGAGUCUACGCCUUUGAUCAAUUGAUUGGAAUAUAUUAUGUACACGUGCCAAUCCGAAUGAGCGUCAUGGCUGUACACCAGAAGGACCCAUCCAAACGCGGAUUGGUGGUGUAUGCACCCAUUGCUCCCACCAAAGAAUGUCUGUCGCUACUGCAGGAAUUGAUCGACCAGUACGGUCCCAUUAGUGAUAUUAUUGAUCCCUCGACGGCGGUGGAACAUAAAGUAAACGCUGGUCCAUUUGCUCGAGCCUUUCCAACCGCCAACUUUUAUGUUACCGACAAACAAUAUGCCUUUCCAUUGAAUCUGCCAGACUCAUUCUUGGGACUGCCAUCUUGGACGAAACCUCUGCCGAGGACAAGCCGAGGGACCGACAUGUGGGGAGGUGAAUUAGAGCACGAAGUCUUGACGGUGAAACCAGGAAUCGGGUCGAUGUAUCAAGACGUAGCUAUUUAUCACAAACCGUCAGAAAGUGUCAUGAUAUGUGAUGCACUGUUUGCAGUGACAAAAGAGCCACCAAAGAUUCUGACUGACGAAGAAGAAUACACUCGAGCUUUACUCUUUCAUGCCCGUGAUACAAAAGAUGAAGUAGUAGAAGAUACACCAGAGAACAGGCGGAAAGGUUGGAGGCGGAUUGUCCUUUUGUUCGACUUUUUCUUCCCUGGUUCCGGGCGAGGCGACUUGGGUCCUGGUCCAAUUCUGGAAGCCUUAAAGACGCCACUCUACAAGGAUGGAUGGGGAGGUUGGAAACCAUUCUCAUGGGGGGAGGAUGAAAUCAAGGAUUUUGAGACCUUUAGUGCCAAUGGCAAACCCACGAUACUCCCAAUCAUUCAAAUCAUAUUGGCCCGAGGUCCAGAAGAGGUACAACGAUGGCUAGGGGUUGUCACCAAAUGGAAUUUCAAACGAGUUGUUCCAAUGCAUCUUGAUGCUCCCUUGGCGAUAGGUCCCUCUGAAUUCGCCAGCACCUUUGAUUUUACCAAGACUGCCAAGAACGAGGUACGGUUCUGCGACGAAGACGUCCAAUUCUUACGAAAGGCUGAGGAAGGUCCAUUGAACUUUUCAGUGUACAAAUCACCACUAGGCACUCUGCGAGGAACACCUUGUGACUUGCGAAAGCCUGCUAAAAGCUAA